Molecule: messenger RNA, 4197 nt
Organism: Helianthus annuus (common sunflower)
Lineage: Eukaryota; Viridiplantae; Streptophyta; Magnoliopsida; Asterales; Asteraceae
Product: retrovirus-related Pol polyprotein from transposon TNT 1-94
Exons: 7
Coding region: 1-4197 (1398 amino acids)
Biological process (GO): DNA integration
Molecular function (GO): zinc ion binding; nucleic acid binding
Source: RefSeq, a predicted model, not a curated record
AUGCUACCUUUGGUUGUUAACGUAGUUCUCAUUUGUCUGUAUGCAUCUGUUUGUUUACGCUGCAGUGUGGCAGCAGUAAAUAAACCGAAAAAUAACUCCCUACCAGCGGUCAUCGCAUUUGGAGACUCCUUUGCAGAUUCGGGGAACAAUAACUUCCGAGUAACGCUUGUAAAGGCUAACUUCUACCCCUAUGGAAAGGAUUUCAUGGGUGGGAAGCCAACAGGAAGAUUCACCAAUGGGAAGACACUUGCGGAUACCAUUGUGUUACUCGAAUCGCAAGAAUUAUGGAACAUCGUCGAAGAUGGAUAUCAAGAGUUGGGAAAUAAUCCAACAAAUGAAGCCAACACUGCAUACCGAGAGUCAAUCAAAAGAGAUAAACGUGCUCUGCACAUAAUAUUUCAAUCAGUAAGUGAUACCGUAUUCGAGAGGAUCGCUAUGGCAAAUUCAUCAAAGGAGGCCUGGAAUAUUCUACAUAAAUCAUAUAGAGGAGAAAAUCGAGUAAAAACUGUAAGACUUCAAACUCUUAGAUGUGAAUUUGAUGCGUUAAACAUGAAAGAUGGGGAAUCUGUUGAAGGAUAUUUCAAUAGAAUAACCCUAAUAGUGAAUCAGUUAAGAAUGAAUGAAGAAAAGAUUAGUGAACAACGAAUUGUAGAAAAAAUUCUACGUAGCAUGACUCGAAAGUUUGAGUCGGUUGUGAUCACUGUAGAGGAAACUAAGAAUUUAGAAGAUGUUUCCACCGAAGAAUUAAUGGGAAUCCUGCAAUCCCAUGAGUUACGAAUGAAAAGAUACGAAGAUCCUCCGAUUGAACAUGCAUUUCAAAUUCAAAAUGCCAAUCAAGAUAAGUUUCGACAAAAUCGAAACAGUGGAGUAGGAAGAGGACGUGGUAGAUUUAGGGAUCGAUAUUUAAGUUCCAUUAGAUGUUAUAACUGUCAAAAACUAGGCCACAUCGCCAAGUUUUGCAAACAGAAAGAGGAAAACGGAAGUACAGAUAACAUGUUAAUUCAUCAAGAGGAUGAACCGGAUGGAAAGGAAACAGAUGAUUCGAUGUUCAUGAUUCUGAAUAUGGAAGAAACAGUGAACGAUGAUCAUUGGUAUUUAGACAGUGGUUGCAGCAACCACAUGACAGGAAACCGAGACUUGUUCAUAACGUUAGACGAGUCAAUAAGAAAAGAGGUACGAACAGGAGAUGAUAAGAAGUUAGAAGUCUUAGGCAGUGGGGAGGUCAUGAUUAUAAUACAGGGGCGAAGCAAAAGGAUACAAAAUGUAUUUUAUGUCAAAGGUUUAAGACAUAAUCUUCUGAGCGUGGGACAACUCAUAAAAAAAGGUUACAUGGUUAAAUUUCAAGAAGGUAAAUGCAUUAUAAAGGAUGUUAGAAAUGAAACCUUGGGUGUCAUAAGGAUGACAAACAACAAAAUGUUUCCUCUCAAUCCUGGAAAGGAUUUAACAUUAGCAUUGACCAUGACUACCAAGGAAACCUCUACACUAUGGCAUAAGAGGUAUGGACAUGUGAAUCUAGAUACACUAGCGGAUAUGGGGAACAAAGAUUUAGUGUAUGGACUGCCAAAAAUUUCGAGAGACAUAAGCAUAUGUGAGGGAUGUAUAUCGGGCAAGCAAGCGAGGAAAGGUUUUCCAAAUAAAACGAAGUGGCAAGCAACUAAACCACUUCAACUUAUCCAUUCAGACAUAUGUGGUCCGAUGAGAACGGAGUCAAUUAGUGGAUGCAGGUACUUCAUUACCUUCAUUGACGAUUAUUCUAGAAAAACUUGGGUGUAUUUUCUUAAACUCAAGUCCGAGGCAUUGAAUUAUUUCAAACUAUUCAAAGCAUUAACCGAAAAUCAAUCGGAUCACAUGAUAAAGACAUUAAGAACAGAUCGUGGAGGCGAAUAUUGUGGAAAAUUAUUUCAAGACUAUUUGAAAGAGAAUGGAAUUCAUCAUCAACUCACCAACAGUUAUACACCCCAACAAAACGGGGUAGCCGAAAGGAAAAACAGAACACUAAUGGAGUUAAGUCGAAGUAUGUUGAACAUGAAGAUAUUACCAAACAAAUUCUGGGCAGAGGCAAUAGCCUGCACCACAUACAUACUGAAUCGAACGGUCACAAAGACUAGACCAAAUACAACUCCAUUUGAAACAUGGAAUGGAAGAAAACCAAAUGUGGAGCACUUCAAAGUUUUCGGUAGUGUAGCUUAUGUCCACAUACCCAAACAGCAGUGGAAUAAAUUGGAUGAUAAAACGGAGAAGAUGAUAUUUGUUGGGUACAGUGGAAAUAGUAAAGGAUAUAAGCUGUUUAAUCCUUUAACUAACAAGAUCACUAUAAGCAGAGACGUGAUCUUUGAUGAAAAUAAAAGGUGGGUCAUUAACAAUGAAUCAAACGAGACUCCAUACAUGAUAAUGGAGGAUAAUGCAGUACCAAUGAGUCAAGACGAUGUGGAAGUAAACUCCGGAUUAACUGAAUCACAGCAAACACAACAAAAUCAAGACGAUAGUGAGUUAGAUCCUACACCAAGUCAAAAUCAGCAUAAUGAAGAAACCUCCUCUACUGAUUCUGAAAACGAAACGAUUCGUACAAGAAACAUCAACAGUGUUUAUAGAGACACAAGGGCAUUAACUAAUGAAGAAAUACUACAAAAGUAUAAUGAAAAUCAAGUGAUCAACUUUGUACUCUAUGCUAGUACGGAUCCCACCACCUACGAAGAAGCCAGUAAAGAUGGGAAAUGGAUUGAUGCAAUGGAUAAGGAAAUGGAACCAAUCUACAAAAAUAAAACCUGGGAUCUGGUUGAUCCCCCGAAAAAUCAGAAACCUAUAGGGGUUAAAUGGAUCUACAAGACAAAGUAUGAUGAGAAAGGAAAUGUAGAUAAAUACAAAGCAAGACUGGUGGUAAAAGGGUAUAAACAAAAAUUCGGGAUAGAUUACCAAGAGUUAAUUUCUGAGUUCAAAGAUGAGAUGAAAAAGGAAUUCGAGAUGACUGACAUGGGAAAACUGCAUUACUUUCUUGGCAUGGAAGUCUCCUAUGAAGAUGGCAAUAUAAUCCUAUCACAAAAGAAAUACAUGAAAAAUUUGCUUGAAAAAUACAGAAUGAGUCAAUGCAAUACAGUUUCGACACCGAUGGAUUACGGAAUAAAACUAUCAAAGGACGAUCCGGAAGAGUUCAUAAAUGAAAGCAUGUAUAGAAGUCUAGUAGGAAGUCUAAUGUAUUUGACAAAUACUAGACCAGACAUAAUGUUCGCAGUAAGUAAAAUAAGUAGGUUUAUGGAAGCUCCUAAACGAAGUCAUUGGGAAGCAGCCAAGCGCAUACUCAAAUAUGUUAAAGGAACUCUUGAUCAAGGGAUUACAUACUCCAAGGGUGGAAAACAGAAACUGAUAGGGUUUAGUAAUAGUGACUAUGCAGGAAAUGUGGAUGAUAGUAAAAGUACAUCCGGAUACAUCUUCCAUCUAGGAUCUGGACCUAUAUCGUGGCAAUCAAAGAAACAAAAGGUAGUUGCACUCUCUUCAACGGAGGCAGAAUACAUGGCUCUAACCUUAGCCGGAUGCCAAGCAAUAUGGUUAAAAGGAAUUUUAGAUGAAUUGCAAGGAAAGGACAAUUAUCCAAUACCUAUUUACUGUGAUAAUAAGUCCACUAUAUGUCUGGCCAAAGAUUCGGUGUAUCAUGGUGCGAAAUUAGGGGUGAUGGAUUAUCUUCCAGCAUAUUUGGACCCUUCGCUACAAAAUGAAGAUAUGAUUAGGGGUGUGUCAUUUGCUUCUGGUGCAUCUGGUUUUGAUCCCUUAACAGGGAGACUAUUGAUGUUCAAAGAAUACAUUGUGAAGCUCAAAGGGAUUGUUGGAGAAAAAGAAGCCAAUGAAAUAAUAGAAAAAAGUCUGUAUUUAAUAUCGUGGAGCUCUAACGAUUGGGGUAUAAGUUACACUGCUCUUCCAAUAAGAGCAGUUCAAUACGACGUGCCUACUUAUGCUACUUUUUUGGUAAAAAAGGCAACAGAGUUUAUACAGGGGCGUGUGGAUAGGGUACGUGUGUCUUAUUAUAUGAGAAUUGAAGGCGAUAUGGAUAUUAAGUUGUACAUAGCCUUUAAGAGUGGAGGGGCACAUCUUUCAUGUAUCCUACCCUUGUUUCAUUUUGGGUGGUACCCUGGGGCGACGACAGUAUACCCACUUAGGGUUGCUACCUUAGAAGCCUUACCCGUAGGGAGCCCCCCUCCGCCCUAA